AUGUCGUUCGGGUUCAGCUUCGCCGACAUCAUUAAGGCUGGUCAAAUUGCAAAGGAUAUCAAAGAAAUCUGGUUCACCAGGCUGAAUCGUGCAGAUAUACUUUACUCCCAGUUUGGUCGCGAUGUAGCCGGCCUUGAGGGGCUGUUGGAAACGCUUGGGAAAGCCUUUGCUGAAUACGCCCGCGUCCGCGAAAUACAGUUAUCCAUUGUCGACUACCACUCGUGGGAGCUGAAGACGUUGAAGGAGAAGCACGAGCAAGCGGAGAUAGUCGGGGGCUUUCUCGAGACAGUUCACGAAUGCCAGGACCUUCUCGAAGAGAACGGGAAAUAUUUAACUAAGAAAGCCAACGCGUGGGAUAAUGCAAAAUGGCAUUUAUUUGGGGGUAUCGAAAGAGCUGACAAGCUGAGGGGACGGAUUCAAUUGCAUUGCACCAAGAUCAGUGUGUUUAUGCAGACUCUGUCCGUGUCCGUUCAAGCCGCAACAGCAAGCGCCAUCAAGGAUAUACAACUACAAAUUGAGCGACUACCACUUCUUGUUCUGCGAGAAAUUUUAGCUUCAUUAUCUGGAGGGCCGAGGAAAGAUCGUUUACAUCCCGUUAUGCCAGCACUCCAUGAUCAAUACAUAGUGGCGCUUGAAAUGAGCAAGCCCGACACAUAUGUGGAUCCCACUCGAUUUCCCUUGCGAGAAGGACUGGAUGCCCUUGCAGUUUCACUGGAGCAGAGCACGAUCAAGUUCAAGGGCAACGGCCUUGGAAUUUGGCACCCGACGGUUCAACAACUGAACAAUCUCAUCAAAGCUCGCUGGAUCUUUGAUCGAAUGGUUGAGAGCGCUACAUUAAGGGAAGCGGGUCCCGAAUCCCUCUGGAGAUGGUGCCUGGAGAGUAUGCAAGAACAGAUCAAGGUGGAAUAUGCAAAGUAUGAGCAGGAGAUCGUUGCCGAAGAGGCAAAUAUUGCUAGUCUAGACUUAGAAUCCUUCCGUAUCUGGAUACCGCAAGAAGAGACAGGUGCCAUAUCCGUUACUGAGGCAGACGAAAGUCAAUCGGAAGAGAAGAUCUUUGAGGUAUCUUUGAGCGACCAUGGCCAACAACAAAAAGAGCUGAUAGUAUUUCGGAGGCCGCGCAACGAGCUUCGGCUCGUGACGGUCACAUCGCGCCUGAAUGGAGGGAACACACACACGCCAAACGAAGAUAGCAAGGUCGUUAACAUGCACCAAGUGCAGGUCAUACCAAGAUAUGCUUUGCCCGGCCGACCAAGAGUACCGUAUGACAAGAUAAUAGAAUUAUGUUUCCCUGGCGCAAGCAGUGGAUAUACAUAUCAAUUCAAGGUGGAUGAUGAUCUUCACAAGUUCCAACAGGCACUGCUCGGAUACAAGGUUGUACUGGACAAGUGA
Molecule: messenger RNA, 1389 nt
Organism: Paraphaeosphaeria sporulosa
Lineage: Eukaryota; Fungi; Ascomycota; Dothideomycetes; Pleosporales; Didymosphaeriaceae
Exons: 4
Coding region: 1-1389 (462 amino acids)
Source: RefSeq, a predicted model, not a curated record